AUGUCCAUUCAAGGACAAUCUCUGAUUUUUCCUCUGUUGUUUAUCUGCUUCUUCAGAGGGAGCUUCUGCAUUUGUGAUGGAACUAUCUGGACAAAGGUUGGAUGGGAGAUUUUUCCCGAAGAAGUACACUAUCUGAAAGUUAAGCCUUCUUCAUCUCACUGCCUACCCUACCCUCUGAACAAAUUAUGCUGCAGUUUUGCUAACACAGAUAUAUUUCAGAGUUGUCUGCAUCUGUUUUACAUUUUAGUUCAAGCUAUCUUUUUAAUCCUGUCUGUUUUAUCUGUGCAUUACCUGUGGAUGAAAUGGAAGAAACACCAAAAAAAGCUGAAAAAACAAGCCUCCUUAGAUACAUCUGGUAAUGAUGUAGAAAGCCAGUCCGUCUCUGACAUUAACCAAAUACUCUGUAGACUGGUGGCCACAGCAUCAAUGAUGACGAAGUACCUGAAGCAGGUGUCCAACCAUCCUCCCUCUAAGAAAGUUAAGCACCGCAAAUUAAAGAAGAAGAAUGGCGGGAAAGGAGUCAAAAGAUACUAA
Molecule: messenger RNA, 534 nt
Organism: Trichechus manatus latirostris (Florida manatee)
Lineage: Eukaryota; Metazoa; Chordata; Mammalia; Sirenia; Trichechidae
Gene: TEX50
Product: testis expressed 50
Exons: 2
Coding region: 1-534 (177 amino acids)
Source: RefSeq, a predicted model, not a curated record